Messenger RNA from Hipposideros armiger (great roundleaf bat), 3362 nucleotides. RefSeq names its product FKBP prolyl isomerase family member 15 (gene FKBP15). NCBI's taxonomy places the organism in Eukaryota, Metazoa, Chordata, Mammalia, Chiroptera, Hipposideridae. The record is from RefSeq and is a predicted model, not a curated record. Gene Ontology annotation, cellular component: growth cone. The transcript is spliced from 21 exons. Gene Ontology annotation, molecular function: peptidyl-prolyl cis-trans isomerase activity. The coding region runs from base 136 to 2961 and encodes 941 amino acids.
CCCUCGGCCUAGGAACCGUGCGAGAGUUCGUCCUGCCGGAAAGCAGGCCGCGGCUGCGGCAUUUCACGACGUCGGCGGCUACAGGCGCAGAAAGCGCUCGGACUCCCUCCCGGCAGCUCGGCGAAAGCCAGAGCGAUGUUCGGUGCGGGCGAUGAAGACGACACCGACUUUCUCUCGCCUAGUGGCGGUGCCAGAUUGGCCUCUCUCUUUGGACUGGAUCAGGCACCUGCUGGCCGUGGAAAUGAAUUCUUCCAGUACACAGCUCCCAAACAGCCUAAGAAAGGCCAGGGAACAGCAGCAACAGGUAAGACUGCCACCAUUUUAGAGGCUCAAGGCUGGGAGGAUGGAAUGCUGGGCAUGAGAAAAGGAGAGAAGCGGCUGCUUAUCAUCCCUCCAGCCUGCGCUGCUGGCUCUGAAGGGGUAAUAGGAUGGACUCAGUCAACGGAUUCAAUCCUGGUGUUUGAGGUGGAGAUUAGGCGAGUGAAGUUUGCCAGAGAUUCCAGCUCUGAUGGGCACAGUGUUAGUUCCCAGGAUUCUGUGGCCCCUUCUCCCAUACCUGGUGCUGACAGCCUCCCUGGUGAUCCUCUUGUAUCACCACCCACAUCGGUGCCUUUCAAAUCAGGAAAUCCUGAAGUGAAUGCUCUGCGAGGAGCCGGGCAACCCAUGGCAACUCCAUCAAUCCAGCCCUCUUUUCAGCCAGCCCACCCAGUGCUACCACAGAUGACCUCACAAGCACCUCAGCUGCCUGUUUCUGGGCUCCAAGCACCCUCUGCUGCCUCAAUGCAAGUUGCAUCUCUCGAUUCCCACUCAGCUGUAUCUGGAAAUGCCCAGUCCUUUCAGCCCUAUGCAGGUAUGCCAGCCUACGCUUAUCCCCAGGCAUCAACCGUCACCUCCCAGCUGCAGCCUGUUCGGCCCCUGUAUCCAGCACCACUCUCUCACUCUCCCCAUUUUCAAGGAGCAGGUGACAUGGCUUCAUUUCUCAUGACUGAAGCCCGACAACAUAACACUGAAAUGAGAAUGGCUGUCGGCAAAGUGGCUGAUAAAAUGGAUCAUCUCAUGACUAAGGUUGAAGAGUUACAGAAGCAUAGUGCCGGCAAUUCUGGGCUCAUUCCGAGCAUGUCGGUUACAAUGGAAACGGGCAUGAUUAUGAGCAACAUCCAGCGAAUUAUUCAGGAAAAUGAAAGAUUGAAGCAAGAGAUCCUUGAAAAGAGCAGUCGGAUAGAAGAUCAGAAUGACAAGAUUAGUGAACUAAUUGAACGAAAUCAGAGGUAUGUUGAGCAAAGUAACCUGAUGAUGGAGAAGAGGAACAACUCACUUCAAACAGCCACAGAAAACACACAGGCAAGAGUAUUGCAUGCUGAACAAGAGAAGGCCAAGGUGACGGAAGAGUUAGCAUCAGCCACUGCACAGAUCUCUCAUCUACAGCUGAAGAUGACUGCUCACCAAAAGAAAGAAACAGAGCUGCAGAUGCAGCUGACAGAAAGCUUAAAGGAGACCGACCUCCUCAGAGGCCAACUCACCAAACUGCAGGCAGAGCUCUCAGAGCUCCAAGAGGCCUCUGAGCAAGCACAGUCCAAAUUCAAAAGUGAAAAGCAAAGCCGGAGGCAACUGGAACUCAAGGUGACGGCCCUGGAGGAAGAGCUGACUGACCUUCGAGCUGAGAAGGAGUCUCUGGAAAAGAACCUCACAGAAAGGAAAAAGAAGUCAGCUCAAGAGCGCUGUCAGGCUCAGGAGGAGAUAGAUGAAAUUCGCAAGUCAUACCAGGAGGAAUUAGACAAACUUCGACAGCUUUUGAAAAAGGCUCGGGUGUCCACAGACCAAGCAGCUGCAGAGCAGGUAAUGGGAAAAACUGAGCACUUUGGAAAUAAAAGGAUGGUGAAGUGUUUAGCCCUCCAGACUCAAGUCACAGCCCUGACGGAGCAAAAUGAACGGCACAUCAAGGACUUGGAGCAAAACAAGUCCCAGACAUCUGGGGUUGAAGCUGCAGCCACUGACCCGGCAGAGAAGGUCAAGAAGAUCAUGAACCAGGUGUUCCAGUCCUUGAGAGGAGAGUUUGAGCUGGAGGAAUCGUACAAUGGUAGGACCAUUCUGGGAACCAUCAUGAACACCAUCAAGAUGGUGACUCUUCAGCUGUUAAACCAACACGAGCGAGAGAGCAGCAGUGAAGAAGAGGAGGAGGAAGAGGAGCGGCCUCGGAGACCUUCCCAGGAACACUCAGUCUCAGCCAGUUCUGGGCCGUCUCAAGCCCCUCUGAGUAGGGAGAGGCAGGAGGCCCCCAUGGUGCCAUCAGAGCAGGUAGUCAAGGAAGCUGACCCAGUGCCUCCUCAGGCCCUCCCCGCCCCCCAGGAUGACAUACAGACAAGGGAAAGGGAGCCCGCAGAAGCAGAGGUGCUCUUGGAAAUAGAAGGUGAUUCCCCACCCGAACUGGCUUAUGUCCCCUCCCAAAGAGCUCUGGAGCCCCCGACUUCAGUUCCCCCUAAGCCCCCGGGCCCUGUAACUGUGGACUCUGAGGGUGAGGAGACACUUGCUGCCAGCCCAUUGGACAAAGCCUGUGUUGGGGAGGAAGAAAGCUCCACUGCACUGUCCCUGACUUCAGACCCUAAGAAGGAGGACCCAUUGGCUUUGGGGCCUGAAAGUCCAGGAGGAGAGCCUCAGUCUCCAGAGCUCAAGAAAGACGAACAUGUCACCAGCUCCGCUGGCUCCUCCAAGGAGCUGCUAAGCACAGAGGCGGGUUCUACAGCUGCAGAAGCAACGUCAGGACCCACGCACUGUCCUCAGCAUCCCAGUCUCUUUGGGGAUGAAGAGGACGAACUGUUUAAAGAGGCAACUCUGAAAGUUCCGAGGCCCAGAGUGCAGUCUGAGGAGGAGGAUGAAGACGAGGUGAGCAUGAAGGGACGCCCGCCCCCAACACCACUUUUUGGUGAUGAUGACGAUGACGAUGACAUUGACUGGCUGGGAUGAAGACCCAGGAAACUGAUGCAAAGGUUUCUCCACUGGCCCUUCCCUGAGCACGAUUUUGCACAGCCAGCCCUGGGUCUAGGUGAGCCACAGGGUGAGGUGGAGGUGAGCACUCUGAGGACAGUAGUUCAGACGCCGGAGUUAGCCAGCUUCUGAGCCCUGCCUGGCCGGGUGAAGAGGAGUGCGGGCCUGUCUUCAGAACACUAGGGUUAGCAGCUCUCCGUGCUCCUGCCUCAGAAGCCCACUUGGAGGAAGGGCUGGUAGGUUCCCUUCCAGCCAGUCCAAGAGUCCUGCCCUCCUCAAAGCCUUUGAUUCUCUUCACUAACUCUCAGACUGAUGUGGGAAGCCCUUCUCCAUCUGCCUCCCAGUGUUCAUCUGUGCCCCAGCAACAGGACCUGUCACCU